This is a messenger RNA of Globicephala melas (long-finned pilot whale), 7304 nucleotides long. RefSeq names its product ribonuclease H1 (gene RNASEH1). The record is from RefSeq and is a predicted model, not a curated record. Gene Ontology annotation, biological process: DNA replication, removal of RNA primer. Gene Ontology annotation, molecular function: nucleic acid binding; RNA-DNA hybrid ribonuclease activity; magnesium ion binding. NCBI's taxonomy places the organism in Eukaryota, Metazoa, Chordata, Mammalia, Artiodactyla, Delphinidae.
UCUCCCUGCGCCGCCGCCGGAAGGCCGGCAUGUAUGAUGAGGGCUUGUGGCCGGGAUGAGGCGUGGGUGCCGGUGAACGGCAGUGAGCGAUGACCAGGCUUCUGGGCCUGGCGGACAGAGUGGCUUUGGCUGCCUUGCGUUGCGGUGGCCGCAGCUGCCGCGGGCUCGCCAUGUUUUAUGCCGUGAGGAGGGGCCGCAAGGCCGGGGUCUUCCUGACCUGGGAUGAAUGCAGAGCCCAGGUGGACCGGUUUCCUGCAGCCAGGUUUAAGAAGUUUGCCACAGAAGAGGAAGCCUGGGCCUUCGUGAGAAGCUCCGCAAACCCUGAUGGUUCAGAAGGGCAGAAAAAUAAACAUGUACAGGAAUCACAAGUGAAGGCAAACAAGCGACUUCAUGAGCCCUUGGACGAAGGUGAAGGUGAAACCACAGAGCCGUGUGCAAAGCACAUGAAACAGAGCGCAGAGCCGCUGCCUUCAGUGAGCAAAGACACGUUUUCUUACAUGGGGCACUCUGUCAUCGUCUACACGGACGGCUGCUGCUCCAGUAAUGGGCGGAGGAGGGCUCGAGCAGGAAUCGGUGUUUACUGGGGGCCAGGCCAUCCUUUAAAUGUAGGAAUUAGACUUCCUGGGCGACAAACAAACCAAAGAGCAGAGAUUCAUGCAGCCUGCAAAGCCAUCGAACAGGCAAAGGCUCAGAACAUCAAUAAGUUGGUUCUCUACACAGACAGCAUGUUUACUAUCAAUGGCAUCACUAAUUGGGUGCACAGCUGGAAGAAGAGUGGAUGGAGGACCAGCACAGGGAAGGAGGUGAUCAACAAAGAGGACUUCAUGGUGCUGGACAGGCUUGUCCAAGGCAUGGACAUUCAGUGGAUGCAUGUUCCUGGCCAUUCGGGAUUUAUAGGCAACGAAGAAGCUGACAGAUUAGCAAGACAAGGCGCGAAGCAACCUGAAGACUGACCAGGUCCUUUAAUCCUUGGAACAACCUGAGCCAGUGGCUGUUUGUCACCUUUACUUACUGGUGUGAAAAAUAAAACUAUAGGCUGGACCACUGCAGUCGAUGGGCAGACACAGCUUUCAGACUAAAUCGGAAAAGCAGGGUAGUGGUCCGUGGCAUGUGCCUUAAAGGUGGUUAGAUGUGUCAUAAACUGAACAUCCUUUGAGAUUUAUUUGAGGUUUUGUUAGAAGUAUGCUUUAUUGGGCUUGAUACUGUUCUCAUUAGUUUUAUUGCAGUCUAGACAAAAGUGUUAGGGCUUUGAUUUAAUAAGGAUGAGUAAAACAUUGGUUUAAAAAUGCAGGCAAGAAGCCUAGACGUAUUCUAAGAGUUCAUUUGCCCUACAGUUGGCAACACUGAGUCAUGAUUUUUAGGUGGGCUUGUGCCUACGGGCGGAUUGGAGGAAGGCACGGCUCCCUUGCUGGGAACAGUCCUGCCAGGGCCCACGCCUUGGCAGAGGGAAGGUGGGCUGGUCUUACCUGGCGGGGCACUGUGAUAGGGCCGCCUGCACACAGGCAGCCCUGGCUGCCCGACCGUUAGGUAGCAACAGUCAUAACUUCUAAAGACCAAGAUUGUAAAUAAAUGUUUUAAAAUUGGCGGGGUGGGGGUGGCUAUUUUUGUUAAAAGCACUAUGCAAGUUAAAAAAAAAAAAAGUUUGACGUGAUUAUUUUUACCUUUUAUUACCUUUUUGUCAUAAAAACAUGCAGAAAACGAUACAAAUGUAUAGCUUAUUGAAUUAUUAUUGUUAUUAUAAGGUGAGUACCUUUGUAACUACCACCCAGGUCAAGAAGUAGAACUUUGCCAGAUGCCCAGAAGGCUCUUCACGUGCUCCUCCAGUCACAGCCCCUCCCUCCCUCCAGAACUAAUCCCGACUUCCUUGCUUUUCUUUGUGGCAGUUUUUUUUUUUGCGGUACGUGGGUCUCUCACUGUUGUGGCCUCUCCCAUUGCGGAGCACAGGCUCAGCGGCCAUGGCUCACGGGGCCAGCAGCUCCGCGGCAUGUGGGAUCCUCCCGGACUGGGGCACGAACCCGCGUCCCCUGCAUCAGCAGGCAGACUCAACCACUGCGCCACCAGGGAAGCCCUGUGGCAGUUUUUAGUCUAGUCUACUCUUUUUUUUAACUUGGUAUUUUUUUUUUAACUUGAUAUUUCUUAAGUUUCUUUAAUUUACAGGUUCCGCCUCAAUCUCUGUUCUCCUUACAGUUUAUCUGUUGAAGAGCCUGAGCCAUUUGUCCCGUCGUUUCCCACUGUCAGUUUUGUCGCUCUCACGGUCUCGAGGUGCUGUCCAGCGUUUUACUCUCUCCUCGGGAUUUCCUGCAAAUUGGCGGCUGGAUCAGAGGCUUGAUCACGGUCAGGCUCCACCCCUUGGGCACAUGUGUUACGUGCUUUCAUCAGAAGGCAGAGCGGUUUUCAUCCUUUUGUUGUUGGCAGCUGCCAGUGCUCAGGGCCUAGAAUACUGAUACGCUGUCAUUUUGCUUACGUUUAUUGGCUGGAACAGUUUUAGAAGAUACUUCCCCUCACCUGAUGCUGGCGCCCAGUGUAGAAUUCACGUACAAAAGGCGGGAUAAAUGCUAAUAUUGGCUCCCGGUCAUCCUAAAAAGGUAGCCCAAUUAGGGGGUUUUAUUUAUAUAUUUUUAUAACAUGUAAACCUACGUAUAUGUCAUGAACUCAUGUACUUAAGCCUGUUAGAUGGGUUUCAGUCCAUCGCAAUUUUCCUCUUUAUUGAACCCAAAUUGCAGCGGCUUUGGCCCAUAGGAGCAAGCCUCUUCAAGUUGGGUCUUGAUUUCUUUUGAUAUUCAUAUAUGUACACAUGCAUGCACAGACACACACUGACCACACACAGACACACUCACGCACAGACUGCACACGGUCAUAGAGAGCUUUCUUGCAGUCUGAUGUGUCAGGGUGUUUUAGACCCAUCUUGUACUUUCCUGCUCUAGACCUGGAAUUGGCUUUUUCUCUAAGGAUCUGUAGUUUCUUUUAAUGGGAAAAAGAGGUAUUUCAGAUCCUUGGUGCUCAUUGCUACAGGGUUGGUUGUUGUUUCUAGGGCUAAAAAAUACACACAUGUGCGCACCCACAUUUAAAGAGAAAGUGUUUUCUGAGCUCAUGUUGACAGUCGUAAAAACAAACUCAGGAUUCCAGGACAUUCAGCCUCUUCCAUGUUACAGCUGUGUCUCCUACACUGAGAUCCCGGCUCUCAGGCUGUGGGACUACGGAGCAGAAUAUUCCUAAUUACACACCUGCUUGUUCUACUUUAACAUGUACUACGUGGAUGCUAACCCUAAUAUACCAUUAAUUACAAUGAAAACAGCACUGGAGCCGCACCGUCAACUGUUACUUAGGAAAAUCUCUCCCCGCUGCCCUCAUUUAGUCUUAUUUCCAUGUACUUAAUGCUCAUAACCAGUGUUUAGGUCAGUGUCAGCUUGGGAACCAUACUCCCUGGGCUUAUGUAUGUUGAAUUCAGCUUGUGUCCUUUAUACUUGAAGUUUUGUAGAAUACGAAAUCCUUGCCUACGUUUUCUUUCCUUGAGUGUCUUAAAUAUUCUGUUUUCUUCCAGCAUAAAGUGAUGCAUGAAGAGCCUGAUGAAUCUUAUUUUCUUUCCACGUCACGUACUCUUUGUGCUUAGAUGUCCAAAGGGCUUUUUCCUCUUUCUUAAGUCAGCAGUUUUAUUAGAAUGUAUCAUGUGUUGUUGGCCCUGGGUCAGUGUUUGCAGGUAUGUGGUGUGCUUUUUCUGUGUGUAUUUUCAAAUCUACUGUUUCAAGAAAGUUUCCUUGAAUUGUGGCCUAGUGCUCUGUUUUAUUUUUUGCUUUGGUUUUCUUUUUGGGGGGACCCCUGUUAUCUGUUGAAAUCUGAUUUACCCAUCUUCAGUAUUUGCCAGUUUAUCUUGAAUCUUUUAUCUGUCUUAGAUUGCUUCCACGUCUUGGCUGCUGUAAAUAAUGCUGCUAUGAACAUAGGGGUGCACAUAUCUCUAGAGGUCUGUUUUCAAAGAGGGCAGUUAAACGGAAGGGGUGUGCUGAGCUAUGGAUUCCCCCUGGCAGAAUCCCUGGGUCCAGGAGGGUCCUUGCUCAGCUGAGGCUUUUGAAUCCCACCCUUUGUCCUCUCAGCCCACGUCCUCUAUAGCCAAACAUGGACCUUCUCCAACACCACGGUGUCCUCUGUACCGGGGGUCUAUAUGAUGAACAGGGUGCCCCAUUCAGGUAUGCGACAUGCUUCAACCUAACACUUUAGAACCCGGGGGCCAAGUGAAUGUUAGUGUCCCCAGAUUCCUGUGUUGAAGACCUGACCCCCAGUAUGGCCCUACUUUGAGAUGGGGAUGUUUGUCUCUUUCUGUUAUGAGUGCUUGUCUUAUGUUUUGUUCUUGUGUGUUUAUUAAAGUCUGAUGGGCAAGUCCUGUAUUGAGAUUAUUGGGCAGCAAGAGGAUGAAAUGUAAAAAGAAGUUGGAUUCAAAACAAGAAAGGAUAGAAAGGUUGUCUGGUUCUUCUCCCCAUCAUACCCCAGAGAAGCUGCACCCUUUACGGUGUUUUUUAAAAGGCUCUGGAAAUCUUGGAUCAUUCGGUUACAGCCCCUUGGCCACCACGUUAUCGUGACACAAUGUGACGGGUCUUUUCAUAAGGCCAUGUAGCUUCGCCCUCCAAAGGGCCUGUGUUCAGGGCUCGUUGUCAGUAGCAGUGAAUCUGCUGGGCCUCCCCCAGGACUUCUCUGUGAACAAAGUCACGAAUUAGCUUGAGUUUGGGAGCACAAUCCUUUCCCUCUUCCUGCUAACCCCCCUUGGCAUUCACCCCCGAACCCACACAGACACACGCAAGACAAAGGGUGAGGGCAAGAGGACAUUUCUUCUACAAAGACAGAGAGACCGCCAGCUAUGAUGCAUCCCAUUCUAAGGUUUGACCAAGAUGCAGGGUGAGGCUGGACAUCUUUUUAUAAAUUUAUCAGCCGUUUGCAUACAUGAUUUCCCAUCUAAAGAAGGUGAUAUCACUUUAUUCAGGCCUCCUACAGAAGAAGCAGAUGCAGAGCAUGGUGACUCUAGCUAACAAUACCAUAUGGUAUACUUGGAUUUGCUAAGACAGUAAAUCUCUCAUACACACACAUUUAAAAAGGUACCUGAGGUGAUGGGUGUGUUGAUUAACUUGAUUGUGGUAAUCAUUUUACAUAUGUGUAUACAUAUAUCAGAUCAUCACAUUGGCCCCAAAAUAGAACCCCAUGAAUAUAGUCAAGUGAGCUUUGACAAAGGAGCAAAGGAAAUACAAUGGGAGCAAAGAUAGUGUCUUCAACAAAUGGUGUUGGAACCAUUGGACGUCCACACGCAGAAAAGUGGAUCUACGCUUCUCACAAAAAUUAACUCAACAUUUUUCACACUCCCUAAAUGUAAACUAUGCAGAACUAUGAAACUCCUAGAAGAUAACAUAGGAGGAAACCUAGAUGACCUUAGGUAUGGUGAUGACUUUUUAGAUAAAAAAUCAAAGCACGGGACUCCCCUGGUGGUACAGUGGUUAAGAAUCCGCCUGCCAGGGCUUCCCUGGUGGCGCAGUGGUUGGGGGUCCACCUGCUGAUGCAGGGUACACGGGUUCGUGCCCCUGUCUGGGAGGAUCCCAUAUGCCGCAGACCGGCUGGGCCCGUGGGCCAUGGCUGCUGAACCUGCGCGUCCGGAGCCUGUGCUCCGCAACGGGAGAGGCCACAGCAGUGAGAGGCCCGCAUACCGCAAAAAAAAAAAAAAAAAAAGAAUCCACCUGCCAAUGCAGGGGACAUGGGUUCAAGCCCUGGGCCGGGAAGAUCCCACAUGCCGCAGAGCAACUAAGCCUGUGCGCCACAACUACUGAGCCUGUGCUCUAGAGCCCGUGAGCCACAACUACUGAAGCCCGUGUGCAUAGAGUCUGUGCUCUGCAACGAGAGAAGCCACUGCAAUGAGGAGCUGGUGCACCGCAACAAAAAGUAGUCCCCCCCCCGAAAAAAAGUAGUCCCUGCUCGCCACAACUAGAGAAAGCCCACACACAGGAUGAAGCCCCAAUGCAGCCAAAAAUCAAUCAAUAAAUUUAUUUUUUAAAAAAAUCAAGGCACGAUCCAUGAAAGAGAUAAUUGAUAAACAGGCUUCACUGAGAUUUAAAAGUUCUCUGCAGAAGACAAGGUCAAGGGAGGGAAGAUAAGCCACAGACUGGAAGAAAAUAUUUGCAAAAUACACAUCCAAUAAAGGACUGUUAACCAAAAUAGAGAAAGAACUCUUAAAAUUCCACAGUAAGAAAACAUACAACCCAACUGAAAAAUGAGCCAAAGACUUCACAGACACCUCACUAAAGGAGAUACAUAGAUGGCAACUGAGGACAUGAAAAGAUGCUCCACAUCAUAUGUCAUGAGGGAAAUUAAAACAACAGUGAGAGGCCACCACACAGCUGUUAGAGUGGCUGGAAUCCAGACACCAAUAGCACCAAACGCUGCUGAGGUUGUGGAGCAACAGGAACUCUCAUCCAUUGUUAAUGGGGAUGCAAAAUGGUGCAGCCAAUUUGGGAGGAAGAUUCUUACAAAACUAAACAUACUCAGCAUAUGAUCCAGCAAUUGUGCUCCUUGGUAUUUACCCAAAGGAGUUGGAAACUUCUGUCCAUACAAAACCUGCACAUGGAUGUUUAUGGUAGGUUUAUUCAUAAUUGCCAAAACGGAAGCAACCAAGAUGUCCUUUCAUACGUGAAUGAAUAAACAAACUGGUCCAUCCAGGCAAUGGGAUAUUAUGUAGAGCUAAAAAGAAAUGACCUAUCGAGCCAUGAAAAGCCAUGGACGAGCCUUAAAUGCAUGUGACUAAAUGAAAGAAGCCAGUCAGAAAAGGCUAAAGACUGUGUGAUUCCAACUAUGACAUUCUGGAAAAGGCAAAACUAUGGAGAUAGUAAAAAGAUCAGUGGUUAUGGGGGUGGGGUUGGGGGAUCGUGGAAUAGGCAGAGCCCAGAGGGUUUUUAGGGCCGUGGAAAUACUCUCUAUAAAACCAUAAUGAUGAUACAUGUCGUUAUCCUUUUGUCUAAACCAACAGAUGGUACAGCACCAAAGUGAAGCCUAGGAGAACUGUGGGCUGCGGGCGAUGGUGCUGGGUCAGUGCAGGUGCAUCGACUGUAAAAAACGUCCCGCUCUGGGAGGGGGUAUGGAUAGUGGGCCGGUCUGUGGGGGGGAGGGGCAUGAGAAUUCUCUGUACCUUCCUCUUUACUGCCAACCCACAGCUGCUCUAGAAGCAGGCUUGUACACUUUAAAUGUAUACAAUUUUAUUUGUCCAUUAUACCUGUGGAGGGGGAGCUGCAAGAAAUGCAAACAAUGUGUUAGAUGAAUAAAGAAAAACGGAAAAGAAA